Molecule: messenger RNA, 261 nt
Organism: Scaptodrosophila lebanonensis
Lineage: Eukaryota; Metazoa; Arthropoda; Insecta; Diptera; Drosophilidae
Exons: 2
Coding region: 1-261 (86 amino acids)
Source: RefSeq, a predicted model, not a curated record
AUGAAGCUGCUUCUUUUUGUAUGCUUGCUUGGCCUGGCUCUGAGCCAUGAGCUGUAUACGUACUAUACGCCCGGACUUGGCUAUUAUGCACCGGGAUUGGGCUAUACACGCACUGCGGCUGCCGUUGUCCCUCUGGCCUAUUCGCGCCUGAUUGCGCCCGGCGCUCAAUCGCAUGUGUACAACAGUGUGGAGACCCCGAACUCCUUUCAGCAGCAGUAUCGUACCGACUACAAGCCCGUCAGCUACGAAUAUAUUUACUAA